GCGCCCCCUCCCUUCCCUUAUCAUGGUUCCUUUUGGACGUCACCACAUCAAAAAAUCAACACAAGAUGUCAAAACGGCCAAAACUGUCAGGUGCCCAGGGAAGAAAAAAGAGAAAAGAAGAGGAGGAGAAACGAGAAAAAGACAGAGAUGCACUGUUGAAGUUUCUAAAUCCCACCCCUGGGCCAUCUACCACAUCUACCGCUGCUGCCUCCACUUCAGCAGCACAACCCACCAGUGAUGCAGCAUCAGCAGCACAACCCAGCCAUGAUGCAGCAGCAUCAAGCGGUCUUCCUGUUGCCUCCACCUCAGCAGCACAACCCACCAGUUUUGCAGCAGCAUCAAGCGGUGUUCCUGUUGCCUCCACCUCAGCAGCACAACCCAGCAGUGAUGCAGCAGCAUCAAGCGGUCUUCCUGUUGCCUCCACCUCAGCAGCACAACCCACCAGUUUUGCAGCAGCAUCAAGCGGUCUUCCUGUUGCCUCCACCUCAGCAGCACAACCCAGCAGUGAUGCAGCAGCAUCAAGCGGUCUUCCUUUAUCGUGAAUGCAUCUCCAUCCACGUUGGACAGGCUGGCGUCCAGAUUGGGAAUGCCUGCUGGGAGCUUUACUGCUUGGAACAUGGCAUUCAGCCAGACGGACAAAUGCCCAGUGACAAGACCAUCGGCGGAGGAGAUGAUUCCUUCAACACUUUUUUCAGUGAGACUGGAGCUGGAAAGCAUGUCCCUAGAGCUGUUUUUGUGGACCUUGAACCCACUGUGAUCGAUGAGGUGCGGACUGGGACGUAUCGCCAGCUGUUCCACCCUGACCAGCUGAUCACUGGCAAGGAGGAUGCAGCUAACAAUUAUGCCCGUGGACACUAUACCAUCGGCAAAGAGAUUAUUGAUCUUGUUCUGGACAGGGUCCGCAAACUGGCUGACCGGUGCACUGGUCUUCAGGGCUUCCUGGUGUUCCACAGCUUCGGCGGUGGGACCGGCUCUGGUUUCACCUCCCUGCUGAUGGAACGCCUUUCUGUCGACUACGGCAAGAAGUCAAAGCUGGAGUUUUCCAUCUACCCAGCUCCCCGAGUGUCCACCGCUGUGGUUGAGCCCUACAACUCCAUCCUGACCACCCACACCACCCUAGAGCACUCUGACUGUGCCUUCAUGGUAGAUAACGAGGCAAUCUAUGACAUCUGCCGUAGGAACCUUGAUAUCGAGCGUCCUACCUACACCAACCUGAACAGGUUGAUCAGCCAGAUUGUGUCCUCCAUCACUGCUUCGCUCCGCUUCGAUGGUGCCCUCAAUGUUGAUCUGACAGAAUUCCAGACCAACUUGGUGCCCUACCCUCGUAUCCACUUCCCCCUGGCCACGUACGCCCCCGUCAUCUCUGCAGAGAAAGCUUAUCACGAGCAGUUAACUGUUUCAGAAAUCACAACCGCUUGCUUCGAGCCAGCCAAUCAGAUGGUGAAAUGUGACCCUCGCCACGGCAAGUAUAUGGCCUGCUGCCUUUUGUACCGUGGCGAUGUGGUGCCCAAAGAUGUCAACGCUGCCAUUGCUAACAUCAAAACCAAGCGCACCAUCCAGUUCGUGGACUGGUGCCCCACCGGUUUCAAGGUCGGCAUCAACUACCAGCCACCCACUGUGGUUCCUGGUGGAGACCUGGCCAAGGUACAGAGGGCUGUGUGUAUGCUGAGUAACACCACCGCCAUCGCUGAGGCCUGGGCACGACUCGACCACAAGUUUGACUUGAUGUACGCCAAGCGUGCAUUUGUUCACUGGUAUGUGGGUGAGGGAAUGGAGGAGGGCGAGUUUUCUGAGGCUAGAGACGACAUGGCAGCUCUAGAGAAGGAUUAUGAAGAGGUUGGAGUUGACUCUGCUGAUGGUGAGGGAGAUGAGGAAGGUGAAGAGUAGGUUCAUUGCAAUAAAAUCAUCAAAGUUAUGCAAGUUCGCUCAGAAGCACUGUUACAUUGUUCUAUCAAAUCUUGUUACAAUAUUCCUGUGUAUAUUUUUCAACUUUAAAUAAAUGUGUUUGAAAAUG
Messenger RNA from Oreochromis niloticus (Nile tilapia), 2014 nucleotides. Its product is annotated as tubulin alpha chain. Gene Ontology annotation, cellular component: microtubule. Gene Ontology annotation, biological process: microtubule-based process. Lineage: Eukaryota; Metazoa; Chordata; Actinopteri; Cichliformes; Cichlidae. The record is from RefSeq and is a predicted model, not a curated record. The coding region runs from base 238 to 1887 and encodes 549 amino acids. Gene Ontology annotation, molecular function: structural constituent of cytoskeleton; GTP binding. The transcript is spliced from 5 exons.